Dendrobium catenatum is the source of this 2821-nucleotide messenger RNA. RefSeq names its product probable ADP,ATP carrier protein At5g56450. The record is from RefSeq and is a predicted model, not a curated record. Gene Ontology annotation, biological process: mitochondrial ATP transmembrane transport; mitochondrial ADP transmembrane transport. The coding region runs from base 267 to 701 and encodes 144 amino acids. The transcript has 2 exons. Lineage: Eukaryota; Viridiplantae; Streptophyta; Magnoliopsida; Asparagales; Orchidaceae. Gene Ontology annotation, molecular function: ATP:ADP antiporter activity. Gene Ontology annotation, cellular component: mitochondrial inner membrane.
GAGAAAGCCAAACAGCCUAUCAGCUAGAGAAGAAGGCAACCCUACGGCCUCCGGAUUCAGUAACGACUGCUGCGUUCCGAUAACGGCGUUGGAAUUUCCGAAGUCAAGAACCUCUAGGAGAACCAAGAGCGAGAGUUGAACUUCUGCUUUUCCAUUCAUCUAAUAAAAGCUAAUACAAAACUGAAAAGUAAAGCUAAGAGCCAACCGGCCCCUACCCAAAAAGAGAGAGAGAGCUAGGAAGCAGGGUAGAGACUGAGAGUAGGGGAAUGAGGACAGCAGAAGAAGAGGGCGGCGGAGCUUGCGCUGGCGGGGAAACAAUCAGCUCCGGCUACGGAGAUGGAACAGGCCGGACGAAGAAAGGGGGUUGGGGAAGGGUGGGGGAUUUUCAGCGGGAUCUGGUGGCUGGGGCGGUGAUGGGUGGAUUGGUGCACACGGUGGUUGCGCCAAUCGAACGGGCGAAGCUUCUUCUACAGACGCAGGAAAGCAACGCCGCCAUCCUCGGCCUAACUGGCCACCCGCGCAAGGUUCGCUUUCGCGGUAUGGUUGACUGCAUCGUCCGCACUGUCCGCGAGGAAGGGGUCCUUUCCCUUUGGCGUGGCAACGGCACUAGCGUUCUCCGUUACUACCCCUCCGUAGCUCUUAAUUUUUCUCUCAAGGCUGUCAUGAAUAAUCGAGAAGGCUUGCAACUCUGGACAACGUAGUGGAAGUCCCUGUGUCAAAGAGUAAUUCUACUAAAACUUUUUAAGUUCUUUUUAAGAAGGUAAUUUCUUAAUCAAUUUAACUUCUUUAUUACAAAAUGGCAUUAAUCUCUUUGCAUAAGAGUCAUCCAAGAUGCCUAGGGUGGACACAAGCAUUUACUAUCAUUGCUUGAAUGUUCUCUUGGGUAGCAUCUUAAUGAAAUAGAGAAAGGUAAAUGCCGUAUUAGAUAGAAUUGAACAAAUUCAUCAAAGGGAAUGUCAAUAAACUUCUUGUGGUAGAAUUCAUCGAGGAGGUUCAAUAUUUUGAGUUAGUCUCUAACAUCAUGUUUAUUGAGAAAAGCAAUUACAAUUGGAGGAUAUAUAUGGACUUCAUAUAUCUUAAUAAUGAGUGAUAUGGAUGGUUACCUUUUAUCAAUUAUUGACAUUCUAGUUGACUUGGUUUUUGGGUAUCCUAUGCUUAGUUUUCUUGAUGUCUUCUACAGUUGCUCUCAAAUUUGAAUGCAACCAAUUGAUGAGGAAAAGUUCAUUAUCUGGACCGAUGAAUGCACUAUUGUUACAAUCAUGUCAUUCAAGUUGAGGAAUGUCAUGGCUAUGUAUUGUGGCCUCAUAGAUAUAAUUUUCCUCUAUCAAAAAAGAAGAAAACAUGGAAGUUGAGGAAUGUUAUGGCUAUGUAUUGGAGCUUCAUGGAAAUAAUUUUCCACUUUCAAAAAAGAAGAAAACUUGGAAGUCUUAGAUGAUUUCUUAGUAAAGAACCAAACUCUUGAAGAACACCUAAAAUAUCUGUUGACUUUCUCUAACACGAGGAAGUAUAACAUAUGAUGUAAUUCUAGCACAUGCAUAUUUGGAGAACAUUUUAGCAAAUUCCUAGGCUAACCUUAUUUCAUCUUUAAGUGUAACCUUAAGGAAUGACCUCACCUUGCUUAGUUAAUGAAUUCUGCAAAAUGACUACAAGAUUAUGUAAUUCUAGUUAUUUCAUUUUUAUACUUGGGAAAUGUGUAUCGAUCUUCAAAGACUAAAAAAUAAUUAUCUGGGCCAAGUGGAUGUCAUAAAACAUAAUUAUAAGGCAAUAAUGAGAUAACCUCCUCUCGCUUAGUUAAAGAAAUUUUAUCCGCUCGCUCAACUAAAGAAUUCCACAUGCUAAAUGCAAGAUUAUGUAGUCUCAAUUGGUUCAACUUUGUAUCUGGGAUAAUGUGUGUUGAUCUUUAAAAUCUUGAAGAUAAGCUGUGGGGGUACCAAGUGGAUUGAAAAUCUUUAAGUCAUUCUAAGAGCUUAAAGUAUUUGACAACAUCACCGGUUCUCACCUACCCGAAUUGAGCUAAAUCAUCUUAAUCAUAAAAAAGUAUGCAUGUGCUUUCAUUGUUUUUGUGACGGACUAAGUUCCUGUUUUAAGGCUGUGAGAUCCGAGUGGUUAUUUGAAAGCCAUUAUGAUAAUUUCUACUUUGAUGUGAACAUUUGGCAAGCUUAUCGAAUGGUCAAUUAAUCUGGGUGAGUGCAAAAUAUAGUUUUUUAUGCUGCAUGACGAUCAAUGCUCAAGAUUUGGCCAACUUUGGGUGGAUUUUACGCAAUUGUAGAAGUCUAAUUCAACUCAAAGGAGAAUAUCUCAUACAUGUAUAUUGAUGGACCUUUUGGUGCCAACAAUAGUGGAGUGGGUAUGGUUCUCAUAAGCUUGAAUGGAAUAGCCUUAAUCUGAUGCCCUUGGCCUCAAGUUCAAAGCUACUAACAAUCUAAUUGUUAUGAAGUAACUCUUGUUGGACUUCAUUUGACACUUAGCGUCAGGGGGAGGAUUUCUCAUCUUCAGCAAACAACAGUCAGCCUUGAAUCAAACCAAAGGAUAAUAUAAGGUAAGAGGCAAGACCCUAGUUGCAUGCUUAGAUAAAUCUAGGUAGAGGUUAGGAAGUUAAAGAUCAUAAUAAAAAAAAAUUCUAGGGAAAGAAAAUCAUUUGGAAAGCUUCUAGUAAAGUUGUACAAAUCUCAUGCAACAUAUAUUCAAGAGGUAGCUUUUCCAUUCAUUGUGAUAGGAAACACUUGAAGAUCUCAAGUAAUUCCUAUCAAUCUUUAGAAAAAUAGCAAAAAUCCUCCACAAGAAUUCACACAAAAUCAAGAAAACAAUAGAAAAUUUGUAU